This is a messenger RNA of Musa acuminata AAA Group (dessert banana), 840 nucleotides long. RefSeq lists its product as uncharacterized. Bases 94 to 456 code for a protein of 120 amino acids. The transcript is spliced from 3 exons. NCBI's taxonomy places the organism in Eukaryota, Viridiplantae, Streptophyta, Magnoliopsida, Zingiberales, Musaceae. The record is from RefSeq and is a predicted model, not a curated record.
GUUGCAUACGGCGGACGCUCCUCCUCUUACUAUCGGUCGGUCGCUCUUGCGUCGUCAAUUGUGUCCGCGAACGAGAGCGGACGAGGGAAGGCGAUGGCGAAUGCGGGCGGUGCGGCGUUCCGAUGGGUGCUGCAGCUGCACCGGGACGUGCCGAGGGCCGCUCGGUUCUACUCGGAGGGCCUCGACUUCAGCGUCAACGUCUGCACCCUCCGGUGGGCCGAGCUCCAGUCCGGCCCCCUCAAGCUGGCACUCAUGCACUCCCCCAGUGACAUAACCAUGCAGAAAGGAUACUCUUCCAUGUUAUCCUUCACAGUAGCUGACAUGAACAGCACAGUGACCAAACUAAUGUCACUGGGAGCUGAGCUCGAUGGCCCCAUAAAGUAUGAAAUCCAUGGCAAGGUUGCUGCCUUGCGAUGCCUUGAUGGGCAUAUGUUGGGUCUCUAUGAACCUGCAUGAAACUUCUUAUAAGUUUCUGUUUCCAACUACAACACAGGCUGUGCGGGAAAUUGAACACGAGAUUCUCUCAGCAACAUCAGGGUUUUUUAUUUGAUGUCAGUGGCAGGAUCUUUCCUCUCACUGUAUUUGAAGAAUAUAGGAAACAUCUUCUUUAUGGUUGCACUGCAAGACAGAAACUGUUUUCCUUAUCCACAUGAAUCAAAGCAGUGCAAAGCAUGUGUAACGUUGGACCUCUCAUUUAGCAGAUCAAAUAGUCCAGUGGCAAUUCUGAACAUGUGUAAAGUUCAUAUCCUUUAUAUUUUAAGCUUGGCCAACAGUUGAUUGCCUGUCAUGAAAAUUUUCAUUCGCAGAAUCUCCAUCAAUUGACAGUUCUUUUGCUUUCAA